GCUAUUACGGACACACGGCUCGAAACUGGCGAGGAACUCGCCGUUAGAAGGAAGGAGACACUCUACGUCCGCAGGAAAUAUUCUCUCAGUCAGCUCAUUAUGGUGAAGCAUAUCAUGCACCAAACAAUCAUGAUAAUAUCGAUGAUAGCCUACUACAGGUUCUGCCGACAGUUGAAUCCUGUUUCAAGGUUGCACUUGCCUCGAGAUGUUGAUCUCAAAAAAACACUGAAAACUCAGCGCGUCAUCUUCUCAAGUAAUGUUGAAAUCCUGUCGUCGUAUGCUCCGGCUUCCUCCAAGAAUCCCCCCCAAUUCGUCGACAGGCGUGUUCCUGAUGCUAGCAAGGCGAAAGAUGUUGUGGAAGACUUACAAUCCUUAGUUCAGGUCUUCACAUCCUCUAUUCCCCAACUCAAACAGCCGCGAUUAUCAGAAGAGUUAAAAAUAACACAAAUUCCGAAAGGUAGCCGCGAGUUUCAGCAUUUCCGCAUUGUUCAGAAAGCUGCUUGUAGCCUUUAUGAUGCUCAUGGAACAGCCUGUAAUGCGCAUUCUGUCCAUGUCAAACGAGUGCGAUUCAAUGUGGCCUUUAUCCAGAAUGCCAUGAUUCCGGGGAAGGCAGUCUGGAUUAACGUGGAAUCAACCAUCAAAUCUUACGAGGCGAGUUCCCAACCGAUAUCCGCAUCAGUAUCAACAGGCAACUCUUCUCUCAAACGACCAAGACAACUUAACGAAGCACCUUGUCCACGAAAAUCUCGGAGACGUGUACAGUUUCGUCUUUCAUCGACCCCUCUGCAGUUAGCGAGCACCGAAGAACCUACGAUUAUUGGAAUUCCAAAUCUCUACCUGCAACGAAAUUUCUGCACCGCUGUCGAGAGGUCUUUACACAAACAAGAAUGUAAUGGUUGCAUCGGGCUGCUUGGAGGCAACUAUAUCUGUAACCAUUUGGCAUAUAUGGGGAAUCAGACCAACUAUAUGACCACUUCCACAUCACUCUCUCAGCUGAUAUCACUUUCAGGGGCCAACUGCGCUAAAGGAAUGGGUCUCUAUGAGCGCGUCCGACUAGCUAGGCAUCUCGCUACUGCUGUUAUCUACUACCAUUCUACACCGUGGCUCAAUAAGGCAUGGCGAAGCGAUGACGUUCAGUUUUUCGGCCCUCACGAUUCCUUGCUCAAGAAGGCACAGGACGUCCUACCCUAUAUGACUACAUCUGGACGAUCACGAAACUCCUCAAUGAAAUCUCAGCCCCAAUCCUCGGAUUACCAUCUCUUUAUCCGUAAUCCUGUUCUCUUUGGGCUAGGUGUCAUGUUUCUUGAACUUGCAUACCAAGCUCCUCUCAGAGUUCUACAGCAACCAGUCGACCUUGACAAGGGGAAAACACAAAGCUUUACGGAUUAUUUCACAGCGCACAGAUUAGUAGAUGAUAGCUACCGUAUGGCGAGCAAGAGUUCUAAAGUUAUCAUAAACAAAUACCUGCACAGUGACUUUGCGAGUCAUGCGCUGCAAGAGGCUUUUCAUCGUGAUGUUGUGACGGGUCUUGAGAAUCUAGAAAAGGUUUUUCGGGAAUUGCAGCUUGAUGACCUGGAACCCACUCUAGUGUGA
Messenger RNA from Penicillium crustosum, 1593 nucleotides. RefSeq lists its product as uncharacterized. The record is from RefSeq and is a predicted model, not a curated record. The transcript is spliced from 5 exons. Lineage: Eukaryota; Fungi; Ascomycota; Eurotiomycetes; Eurotiales; Aspergillaceae. The annotation marks the transcript as partial.